AGGUUAGAUGCUGCAUUGCUCCUCAAAACGGGUGAUUUGACUGAUAUCGAGUGUGUCAAGGUGUCAAUUGCCAUGCCAUGAGUUUCGCAAUCCCGCCUGGCUGUCUGCCCUCGCUGUAAGUGGUCCAAUGGCCUGCUGGGGAGUUCUUGGGAUUCUCUUCGCUCCCCCACCGCGGGCAUCCACUGCUUGUGACGGUUCCCUCCCCGAUUUUGCAGGGGCUCGUCGAAAGAGUUUCUUCCCCGGAAUAGUCCGCCUAUUAAUCUCACGACAGAACCCGUCCCUGCGCUUUCUCUCCCACUCCCGUUUAUCCUCGUCUCCGUCUUCGCCUACGAUCACUUCGGUCGUCUCCUUCUUUUGUCCCCCUCUUCCCGGUUCCCUCCAGCCCCUCUCGUCGUCACUCCACCAUGGCUAGCGUCAUCGAAGCCGCAAAGCGUGCGGCCGGUAAAGCCGCAGUCGACAACCACUACCCUAAAGACGCCAAAUUUGUCGGCAUUGGCAGUGGUUCUACGAUCGUCUAUGUUGUAGAGGCCAUCAAGGAGUCCGGAGUAGACACCUCCGCCACCAAAUAUAUCCCCACCGGCUUCCAGUCCAAGCAGCUUAUCAUCUCAGCCGGUCUCACCGCGGUUGAUUUCGAUUCUAUCCCAGAGGGCACAGUGCUAGAUGUCGCCUUCGAUGGCGCGGACGAGGUGGACGACGAGCUCAACCUGAUCAAGGGCGGCGGUGCUUGUCUUUUCCAGGAAAAGAUUGUGGCCCUCCAGGCCAAGGAAUUCAUCUGCGUGGCCGACUCCCGCAAACUUCAGUCCCGCCUGCUCUCUGGCUGGAAGUACAUCCCGAUCGAAGUUGCUCCUAUCGCUGCCCACCGAGUCCUCACUGCUCUUCGAGAGAUUGGCAGCAUUGAGCCUGCCAUCCGUCUCAACACGGAUAUCAAGCAAGGUCCAUUGAAGACCGACCAAGCCUUCUUCAUCAUCGACGCUCCGUUCAAGACCCUGCUUACACAGGCAGACGUGGCCGCUGGGAAGGACGGCAGUGGGAAGGAAGGCAUUUGGGAGGUCCACGCCCUCUCCCAGGCGAUUAAGCAGAUUCCCGGUGUUUUGGACGUUGGUAUCUUCUCCGGCCUGACCGGCCCUCAGGCCCAGGCUCUUGGAGGUGUUGGGGGCCAGAAGCCUAUUGCCGCCUACUUCGGCAUGCCUGAUGGCUCGGUGUCCGUCAGGAAGGCAACUGCUUGAUACGGUUGCUUCUAACGCCAUAUACGAUGUGUCAAGUGACCAAGAGACUAGAGGAAAAAAGUACAAUGAUACCAUGUAGACUGUAGCACGAAUCGGACUGUUUUACGCUUUCUAUAACCUGGUG
Molecule: messenger RNA, 1350 nt
Organism: Aspergillus sclerotioniger CBS 115572
Lineage: Eukaryota; Fungi; Ascomycota; Eurotiomycetes; Eurotiales; Aspergillaceae
Product: ribose-5-phosphate isomerase RKI1
Exons: 2
Coding region: 405-1226 (273 amino acids)
Biological process (GO): D-ribose metabolic process; pentose-phosphate shunt, non-oxidative branch
Cellular component (GO): intracellular membrane-bounded organelle
Molecular function (GO): ribose-5-phosphate isomerase activity
Source: RefSeq, a predicted model, not a curated record